Dendrobium catenatum is the source of this 3058-nucleotide messenger RNA. RefSeq names its product chloride channel protein CLC-c. The coding region runs from base 293 to 2671 and encodes 792 amino acids. Gene Ontology annotation, biological process: transmembrane transport; chloride transport. NCBI's taxonomy places the organism in Eukaryota, Viridiplantae, Streptophyta, Magnoliopsida, Asparagales, Orchidaceae. The record is from RefSeq and is a predicted model, not a curated record. Gene Ontology annotation, molecular function: voltage-gated chloride channel activity. The transcript is spliced from 9 exons. Gene Ontology annotation, cellular component: intracellular membrane-bounded organelle; plant-type vacuole membrane.
UUCUCUCUGUCCACUCGUUCUUGCUCCAAUUUGCUCGUCCCGCUUUUCCAAUUUGCUCGUGAGCUCACGGGGAGAAAGCGUAAAGGGUUGGUUCCCACGCCUCAUAAAUUUACCUCUAGAAUGCUCCGGAACAUUUCGUCGAGCAAUUGGUAAUCACUAGUUCGAUUUUCCAGUGUAGCGAUCGGUUUUCCUGGCCGAGCGAGGAGCUUUAGCAUUGAGGAGCCACAGAGGGAUUCGAUCGAGAUAGCAGGAGGAGGAAACCGAUACAAGAGGAAGAGCGAGAGCGGCGCGAAUGGAAGGGGCAAUGGAGGAUCACGGCGAGAGGAGGAAUAUGGUGGGGAAUGAUAUCGAGAGCAUGAUGGAAGGCAGAGGAAAUGAGAUGGAUGGUGAUUACUACUACGCUUCCAUGGUUUCCGAUACCGAGAAAGGGAUUCGGCAGCCUUUGCUUCUGCGAAAACGAACGAUGAACACCACCUCUCAGAUAGCGGUGGUCGGUGCUAAUGCCUGCCCCAUCGAGAGCCUGGAUUACGAGAUUGUGGAGAAUGAUUUGAUUAAAGAGGACUGGAGGUCGAUGAAGAAGGUUCAGAUUUUUCAGUACGUGUUUCUCAAGUGGACGCUUGCUUUGCUGAUAGGUUUGGCCACUGGAACCGUUGGAUUCUUCAACAAUCUUGCGGUUGAGAACAUUGCCGGGUUUAAAUUUGUGUUGACAAAUAAUCUCAUGCUUGAGCAUAGGUACUUACUGGCAUUUGUGGCUUUUGCUAGUUGUAAUCUAGUUUUGGCCGCUGCAGCGGCUGCCCUUUGUGCUUAUGGUGCUCCAGCUGCAGCUGGGUCUGGUAUUCCUGAAGUUAAAGCUUAUCUCAAUGGCAUCGAUGCACACUCUAUUUUGGCUCCUAGUACACUUUUCGUAAAGAUUUUUGGUUCAAUUCUUGGAGUUUCUGCUGGGUUUGUGGUGGGUAAGGAGGGGCCUAUGGUUCACACUGGAGCAUGUAUUGCCAACUUACUAGGUCAGGGUGGUUCUCGCAAGUACCAUUUGACAUGUAGAUGGCUUAGAUACUUUAAAAGUGAUCGUGAUCGGCGGGACUUGAUCACCUGUGGAGCUGCUGCUGGUGUGGCAGGGGCUUUCAGAGCUCCUGUUGGUGGGGUUCUCUUUGCUCUAGAAGAAGCAGCUUCUUGGUGGCGUAGUGCUCUCCUUUGGAGAACAUUUUUUACUACUGCAGUGGUUGCUGUGGUAUUGAGAGGCUUCAUAGGGUACUGCCGUACUGGUAAAUGUGGGCUUUUCGGAAAAGGGGGUCUAAUCAUGUUUGACGUAAGUUCAGGUGUGACGACAUAUAACAGUGCAGAUUUGGUGGCAGUUAUUGUUCUUGGAGUAAUUGGUGGCGUGUUUGGAAGCCUUUACAAUUUCUUUGUCGACAAGAUUUUACGUACUUACAGCAUUGUAAAUGAGAAAGGCGCACCAUUUAAGAUUCUUCUGGCUGUCACUAUCUCUCUCCUAACCUCAUGCUGCUCAUAUGGUAUCCCUUGGUUUGGAACUUGCACACCAUGCCCUUCCAAUAUUCAGGAACAAUGCCCUGCAAUUGGUCAAUCUGGAAAUUACAAGAACUUUCAGUGUCCCCCUGGCCACUACAAUGACCUUGCAUCCCUCUUUCUUAACACCAACGAGAAUGCCAUUCGUAACCUCUUCAGUAGUGGCACCAAUAACGAGUUCUACAUAUCAACACUUUUCAUCUUCUUUGCUUCUGUUUAUUGCCUUGGCCUUAUAACAUAUGGGAUUGCUAUCCCUUCUGGCCUUUUUAUCCCUGUCAUACUUGCUGGAGCUUCCUAUGGUCGCAUUGUUGGGACCCUACUGGGUUCAUUUACGGACUUAAAUGCUGGUCUUUUUGCUGUUCUUGGUGCUGCAUCUUUUCUUGGUGGAACUAUGAGAAUGACCGUCUCUCUCUGCGUUAUUCUGUUGGAGCUCACUAACAAUCUUCUAAUGCUUCCCUUGGUUAUGCUUGUUCUCCUCAUAUCUAAAACCGUAGCUGAUUGCUUUAACAAGGGGGUCUAUGAUCAGAUUGUUAAGUUGAAAGGUUUGCCUUACUUGGAGGCUCAUGCGGAGCCUUACAUGAGACAUAUGGUUGCAGGGGAUGUUGUCUCUGGACCUCUCAUUACCUUUUCUGGAGUGGAAAAGGUGGGUAACAUUAUCCAUGCUCUAAAGAUGACAGGCCAUAAUGGGUUUCCGGUGGUUGAUGAACCACCUUUCACAUAUGCACCGGAGUUGGUUGGUCUUGUGCUGAGGUCACACUUGCUUGUCUUGCUUAAAGGAAAGAAAUUCACGAAGGAGAGAGAGCCAACUAGGCUGUCUGAGGUGUUGCAAAGGUUUGGUGCCUUUGACUUUGCUAAAGCUGGUUCAGGGAAGGGAAUGAAGUUGGAAGACUUGGAUAUUCUUGAAGAAGAAAUGGAACUGUAUGUGGAUCUUCACCCAAUUGCUAACAAGUCUCCUUACACUGUGGUCGAAACAAUGUCAUUAGCCAAGGCUGCAGUGCUUUUUCGAGAACUUGGACUUCGGCACUUGCUCGUUGUGCCUAAGACUCCAGGGAGGCAUCCAAUUGUGGGCAUUCUUACACGACAUGACUUUAUGGCAGAACAUGUUCUUGGUCUUUUCCCUCAUUUAAUGCCUCACAAAAAGGCCUAAGAUCAGAUUAUUUGAUCCACUUCUUCAAAAUUCAACAUUGGCAGGAGAAAUUUGAGGGGCAACGAUGGAGUUUCUAUCAGUACCUGCAGGAGAUGUAGUAGAGAUGCCUCUGAAGAGAUUUGGGUCUGCAAUAUGCCUGUUUCUUCUGUUUAUAAUAUCCGAACUUUUCUUUAUCAUCACCUUGUUAUUUUCCUGCUAUUAUGAGCUGCUUUUUUGUUGUGUUAUAUUGGGUUAUUUAUUGUUUAUAUUGGAAAAAUAAAGUAUUUAGUUUUCACCAGAGGCCUACGUUCUAAAUUUUGCAUGUGGAAAGAAGAAAGAGGCCGGCUUGUAUCAUUAUAUUAACUGGUUGAUAGUAAAAUGCGAAGAAGUUUAUCUUCAUUGUAAAAA